UGGCUUUGGCCUCGGAGGCUGAGGGGCGGAUAUAUUGCCAGCUCUGUCACAUAGGCUGGACCAGUAGAACUUCAACCAUGAAGGCCCCACUGGUCUGCUUCCUGCUCCUGGCGGUUUCUUUUGCUACGGCAACUGAAUGGGAUACUGAUGGCAUUAUUCUCCAAGCAAAGGGACAAGUGGAGCAGCAGAACCCAGAACCACCAACAGAUGACACCUCUGGGAGGAAGCAACAGGGGGGAACUGGUCCUCCCUCAUAUGGCCAGUGCCCACCUACAAUUACAAUUGUUCCCCAGGACUACUACUGCCAGCUGGGCGGCCCCUGCCCAGGGGAUGAAAAAUGCUGCCAGAUUGGGAGAAUGACGAAAUGUAUUCUUCCAAAAGGAGUGCACCACCGUUACUGCCCCAGGCCUGAAGACCAGCCCGUCUACAAUAAGCUCUGUGCAGGAGACUACCAGUGUGGAUGGCAUGAGAAAUGCUGCAGUACGGAAGGUCAUAAGAAGUGCGUUGUGGCUAUGGCAGGUGUCGCUGGCGUUUGCCCCAAGAAGCGUCUUCCACGGGGCCCCACCCCCAUGGAACACAGGUGCCUCAAUGACCGCGAAUGCGACUCUGGGAAGAAGUGUUGCUUGGAGGAGCAUGGCCUGAACUGUGUAUACCCUGAAGGACUCCACCGGAGCCAGAACCAGAACCAGAACCAUAACCACAACCACAACCAGAACCACAACCAGAACCAGGACCAGAACCAGAACCAGGAUCAGACAGUGGCCGAGGUGUUCAAGAAUCAUGCUGGAACAAACACACACACAGAUACACCCACCCACCCACCAAGGGGUGUUAGGAGUGUCUUACCUCCAUAAUAUUUUGUUCCAGAG
Molecule: messenger RNA, 869 nt
Organism: Notechis scutatus (mainland tiger snake)
Lineage: Eukaryota; Metazoa; Chordata; Lepidosauria; Squamata; Elapidae
Source: RefSeq, a predicted model, not a curated record